UACAAUAGAAAGCAAAUAGUUUUCUAGCUCUUAUAACACAUCCACAAGAGUGAUCCAGUCCUUCUCUGCCUCAGUAUUAGGAAGGGGGAAAACUUGCUAAUUUUUGUCCUGUAGUAGGUGCUGCAUGUGGACAGUGUCCAAGGAAGCCUUGCCAAAUGCUAUUUUCCUCCCAUAGUAGCCCUGGGUGUUUAGCUUUUCUACAUAUUAAAUGACUGGGGAAGAGUGACUUGGCUUCUGCUUUUUGAAAAAAAUAAUGUGGAAAAUACCACUGUCAUUAGUCAUUUUUACCAUGGAAGUGGCGUUUCCUGGAGCAGCUCCCUGUUAGAUCCGUCCUACAGACUGCAGGGCUGCUGCCUAGGUACACCUGGCCUAGCUGGAUUCCCUCUUAGUCUGUGUUUCCAUGAACAUACAGUCUCAUCCUAAAAGGCAGCCUUGGAGGUGGAUUCUCUGGGGCUGGUAACCUGAGCAGAGCUGAGUCAGGAAGGUGCGUGCUUUAAAGUGCCAGUACAUGCAUCUCUUGACUGAGGAGGAAACUUGUACCCAGUGAUGUUUGGGGUGGCUAUUUCCUUCAUAAGUCUUCUGUGCCUCUCUUUCAAGGAGAAUGUGUUCAUACCCAUGUGUUUCACGGCUGCUGAGUGCAAAGGUGAUCCACAGGACUUGGGCAGCUCACUGCCUUGGUAUAAAAACUUGGAAGAUGUGAAAAUCAGGUGGCCAUGCUUGGCUUUAAAAAGAUUUCACUGACAGUCUGAAUGAAUUAACUCUCUGGGGUUCAAACCAGCAGGCAUUGUCAGAUACAAGGGAUUAAAAGGCUUUUUAAUGUGGCUUAGUAGUGUACAGAAGAUUGGCUUACUUGUAUGAGCUCUUCUUUUGUCACAUUGAUCUUUAUUUUGCAUUGUGCUUAGUACAACAGAAACUGGAGGCUGAAGUCUUCUUUCCUGAAUCAUCUGACAGGACUUGGCCCUUUUAUUGCGUAGUAAAAUAAUUUUUUGUGAAGGAGGAAUUGAUUUUUGCCAGUGUAGCCACUGUUGAGUAAUAGCUGAAGAAUACCAAGUUGUAAUAAUUUCAUGAGCACUGUAUGUGGCCAUGUCGGUGAGAGGAAGUUACUAUAGGGUGAGUUGUACUUCUUUAUAUUGCUUUCCUCUAUAGAUGUAUCGAUCUAACCUAAUAGGGAGCUAGCUGAUGAAGGAAUAAAAGGCAAUUCAGCGGUUCCCCUGUGUCACCUGUAUGUGACUAAACCCAUGAGGUGGUAAUUAUGGGAAUGAUAGCUCCAGUUCUGAGGGAUGCAGCUGGUUUGUCAGGCUGUAAACUAAAAAUUAUAGGAGGAUAAAGUUGGCAGUGACUGAUGGAAGAAAUACUUCAGCACCAAGGUAGACUUCGCAGAAGAGUGUGGAUGAAGAUGAGCCUUCCUCUCUGCAGCAGUAAAGAUGAUGACAUUGAAGAGGGAGAUCUCCCUGAACACAAGAGGCCUCCAGCACCAAUAGAUUUCUCAAAAAUAGAUCCAGGCAAGCCUGAAAGCAUCCUGAAGCUGACAAAGAAGGGGAAGACUUUGAUGAUGUUUGUCACAGUGUCGGGAAAUCCCACAGAAAAGGAGACAGAAGAAAUCACCAGCUUGUGGCAGGGCAGUCUCUUCAACGCAAACUACGACGUGCAAAGGUUUAUUGUUGGCUCCAAUCGGGCCAUCUUCAUGCUGCGGGAUGGUGGCUACGCCUGGGAGAUCAAAGACUUCCUGAUAAAUCAGGAAAGGUGUGCAGAUGUUACUCUGGAAGGUCAGGUUUAUCCUGGCAAAGGAGCAGAUGAAAAUGAGAAAGUGAAAAACAAAACAAAACCUGAAAAAGCAAAGAAGAAAAAAGAUGCAGAGAAGAAAUCUAAUGGCAUCAAAGAGGACAACCGAGCAACCAACCAGAGAGAGGAGCUAUGACAGCCACAGUACCCAGACUGAACCCUGCUCUGCUGCUCCUUGAGGGGAACCUGCUGAUGAGUCUUGGCUUUUGGGGAGGAAGGAAGCAGAGACU
Pseudopodoces humilis (Tibetan ground-tit) is the source of this 2012-nucleotide messenger RNA. It is a transcript of the gene MESD, whose product is annotated as mesoderm development LRP chaperone. The record is from RefSeq and is a predicted model, not a curated record. NCBI's taxonomy places the organism in Eukaryota, Metazoa, Chordata, Aves, Passeriformes, Paridae. Gene Ontology annotation, molecular function: low-density lipoprotein particle receptor binding. Gene Ontology annotation, biological process: protein folding.